AUGCUCCACAAGUUGAACGUUGUUCAACGAAUAUGUGCGAUGCUGUGCUACUUAUUACUCAAAUUCACUGUUUUACUCACUCUUAAUUAUUCACUACUUCUGCUCACAACAUCGUUCGUUUUCGUUAACUCGCAGCCUUCCUCUCUUCACCCAACAUCUGAUCAUCCAAUAUCACAAGCUGAAUUUUUUUCUAAAAUCCAAGCGCUGUCUCGGUCAAAUGUCAACCGCUUCGAGAAAGCACCCAAACUGCAACCUCCUCUACGAUACGAUGAUUAUCACUCCCAACAGCAAGAACGGCUCUACCAAAACAUUCCAAAUCGGAUUCCAUAUUCGGUUGCUGUUGGUGUGAAUGUUGGUGACAAUGGCGCUGACGCUGAUCGGGAUCUUAGUCCACUAAUCGCUGAUCAAUCGCGUGUCCCCGCUCCGUCAUUGAACCUACCGUCAAAUGUUCGUGAAGCAUGGUUAUCGUCUAGGAUUCAUGAGAUUCGACGACAUCCUCAGAGUGCAUCCUCAUCUGCAUCGAAGCGGACAUUCCGACCGUACCGACAACCCAAUGGUGUACCGUAUAUUCAGAACGCAGGAGCGUUGUUUCGACAAGCUCGUCAUCCUGAUGGCACUCCUCGGCUGCUAGAUGCAUACUCUAAUCCGCAAGCUGAUCCUCCAGGAUAUGAGCCACCGCCCAGUUACGAUCCUACAGCAUCAACAACAGCAUUUUCGGGUUCCUGUAAUCAUAAAGAUUGCAUCAAGAACAAUUCACUGAUCAGUAAGAUGGCUGAAGAAGAAGCUGAAGAAGGAACAGGAUCGCAUGAAAGCUACGGACGGCAGCCACCUAGCCGAACGCAGUCAGAAUCUAUUUCUACUGAUUUGGAAUCAACCGCUGGAAGUUACAAUCCUCAACAACUGUUGUCGUCAAGAACUCAACCCCAAGAACUUGAGCAACCUGAACAGUCGGCAUUCUCUGGCGGUGCUCAGAUCAGUGAUUAUCUCCCAUCGGAUGAGCCAAGCACACAACCGAGUAAUCCAGAUAUUCAGCGUGCCCACGAGGAAGCGUUAUCCUCGUCUGCACCUCCACAUGAUAUCAACAUUCAGCAGCAAUAUCCAGCUCAACGAAUAUCCUAUAGUCAGGGAGACUUUGAUUCCCCGCAGCCAAAGGCAUCCAGUCGUCUUUCCAAUACAAGAACCAGUGGUUCUAUCAAUACCAGGUAUCCUUCAAGACCAACUGGCUCUGGUUAUGGGUAUUCUCAGCAACGAGGAAGCUACGGAAGUUACGGACCAGUACCUCCACCCCGAGGUGGCUAUUCAGGAGCAACGUAUUUCUUUCCAAGGCCCCGUUCACGAAAUGAUGGCAAUCGUCCUUCGCCGAUUCCCCAAUAUACUUAUUACAUGAAUUACGUGCCAACACCGUCACAAUACAGUGGUGGUGCUCAACUGAGUGAUUACACCCAUCCGCCUUCUGAUACUUAUUCUUCUCCACCGACUACUUCUUCGAUCGUGUAUAGCACCACUCCUGUGAAUAUUCCAUCUAGUUCAAUGAAGCCAUCAACGCAGAUUCCCAGAAGUCAAGUGAGUAAAAUUUAG
Anisakis simplex (herring worm) is the source of this 1578-nucleotide messenger RNA. Lineage: Eukaryota; Metazoa; Nematoda; Chromadorea; Rhabditida; Anisakidae. The record is from the annotation of a GenBank genome assembly.